Molecule: messenger RNA, 1128 nt
Organism: Blepharisma stoltei
Lineage: Eukaryota; Ciliophora; Heterotrichea; Heterotrichida; Blepharismidae
Source: the annotation of a GenBank genome assembly
AUGAGCAACGAGUCCGAUCAAAUUCAAAGCGAAUCCAGUGGAAAAUAUUUCAACAGAAUUCUCACAAACGCAAGUUCCUGGUACACCAAAACUAAAUCAAGAUUCCCAAUGGUCGAAUACAGCAUUGACAAGAUUUCCCCUAUCAUUUCUCCUUUCAGCUCUAAGCUGACCCAAUACAGCACUCCUCUAAUAGAAAAACUAGACCUAGCAGUCGACUCAGUGAUCCAACAAGGCCAAAAAACCCUUGAAAAAAGGCCUUUGCCAGAAGGAUGGGUUAAGAAAGCACGCCAAAUGGCAGAGUCCACCAGUGUCUUAAUCCUCUCAGGAGCUGACGAUCUCUAUAUAUGGAGCUCCACAGUCUUCGAGAAAUACCACAUUGAACAAAUUUACCGAGUCCCUAUUGACAUGAGCACCAGAGCUUUAACUUCCAUGUGGCAAAUCCAAAGGGAAAUGGGCCUUAGAGUUGUCGAAUUUUUGGACAGCCGAAGAGAAUAUAUAGCCAACACAAAGCUUUAUGGGAAACUAGAUCACGCAUUAGGCCUCAACGAGAAGCUGGAAACCGCAAUAGAUUACUAUGACGAAAUCAAAGAUCUCAAAAAAGAAGACAUAUUGGAAAAACAGUGGCCACAGAACGUCAGAAGCAUGUUCGACAAAAUGCUGAGCUCAGUUGGAGGAGAGUCCAUUGUGAUAUAUUUAGACGGCAAAGUAUGGAAUAAGCUGGACUACGACCAAGACGGAGUUAUUACAGUCAAAGACUUGGUGGACUUUGGAAACCCUAAAACUCUUUUGGAAUGGAGCAAGCAAGCUUUUAGCAAUAUAAAGAUUCCACAUCAGAUCUUAAAUUAAUUUAUUAAUAGUUAGGCAUUGCCUGCAGACAUUGCUAGGCUAUCUCUUUCAAACCUCCGUGCCUCCUCUUGAGUUAAAAUCCAUCCUUGAAAGCAGACUUGGACUAGGCUCUGAUACGUCAAGAGUCGCUUGCCUACUAUUGCUGUCCGGAAAACCUUUCCGGAUAGAAUUAAAUAUGUAAUUGAAGUAAGCUAACGUAUCCAACCUCAAAGCGCUUAAGACGCCAUAUUUAAUUAUAUUCCACACCAGAUCAACGGCGGAGAAAUAAAAGCUGAAGCCUAA